This is a messenger RNA of Letharia columbiana, 354 nucleotides long. RefSeq lists its product as uncharacterized. The record is from RefSeq and is a predicted model, not a curated record. Bases 1 to 354 code for a protein of 117 amino acids. The transcript is spliced from 2 exons. Lineage: Eukaryota; Fungi; Ascomycota; Lecanoromycetes; Lecanorales; Parmeliaceae.
AUGGAGAAUACUGCGGAGAAACCAAGCGACAACAAGGCCACCAUCGUCAAGAACACGGCUCAGCUCUCCAAGAUCCCACGUCAUAUCAGUCAUCCACUCAAGGAGGAGCAAGAGGAGGAACUACAACAGGCAAAUGCGGAGAACACUGCGGAGAAACCAAGCGGCAACAAGGCCACCAUCGUCAAGAACACGGCUCAGCUCUCCAAGAUCCCACACCAAUCCACUCAGCCAGGGCAAGAGAAGUCACGACAGCAGGCGAAUGCGGAGAACACUGCGGAGAACACUGCGGAGAUAGUCAUCAGCAGCAGUGACACAAUAGGCCUACUCUCCACGGUCUCACACCAAUCCACUUAG